AUGACAGAGGAAGGAGACUCAUGUUCCUUUUUCAACUGUCAUGAGUAUGUAGUUCAGACGAGUAUAAAUUCUGUACAGGGUCGAGAUGUUUUGUUAGGAGGAUCAGACUUGCCGUCGUCAGAAAUGACAGCAGGCUCAACAGGCGAUUCAACAGUAAUAGAGUCUAUGCUGACGGAUUUCCCAAAUCCAUAUGUACCUCAUAACUCAACAGCUUUUAAGCAGACAAGAAUAGUACGGAUUCCUCGAAUUUUUGAUACACAGUCAUAUGAUGACCAAAACUCGUGUCCACAGUUUUCAGAAUAUUUUCCUGGAACCGAACCUGGCGCGCUCACACCUACUUUUGACGAGAAUGGUGUUUCACAUGGCCUAUCCUCCAAGUCUCCACUUGAAAGCUAUCUUACUCACCAGGAGUUUCAGACUAUUAUAAAAGGCAUCAAUGAGCGAUUAUUGCGAGCAUACUACCCAUGGACAUGGAGAAAUGUUAUUGGUAAUAUUCUAAGCUUCUUCACUUUGUACAUGUCAGACUAUUUCAUCAAACCACAAAUCGACAUUGAUCUAGCUGGCAUUGAAUUAUUUAUUAAAACAACCAACGAAUCUCUAAAUGAUAUAAAGAUCAUGUCACUGAAGAGGUCUGGAUACCUCUCACUUGAUUUUCAAAUCCCAUCACAAGGGACUUCUCUCAGCAGUUAA
This is a messenger RNA of Sugiyamaella lignohabitans, 690 nucleotides long. RefSeq names its product Shr5p (gene SHR5). Gene Ontology annotation, cellular component: extrinsic component of endoplasmic reticulum membrane; endoplasmic reticulum palmitoyltransferase complex. The transcript has a single exon. NCBI's taxonomy places the organism in Eukaryota, Fungi, Ascomycota, Dipodascomycetes, Dipodascales, Trichomonascaceae. The record is from RefSeq and is a predicted model, not a curated record. Gene Ontology annotation, biological process: peptidyl-L-cysteine S-palmitoylation; protein targeting to membrane. The coding region runs from base 1 to 690 and encodes 229 amino acids.